ACAGGGUGCUUUUUAGCGCCGUGAAGACGAAAAAAAAGAAGCAACUCUAAACUGAAGCACGCGGAGAAAUCGCGAGAAAAAGGCGCGUUGGCAUGGAUGAAGAAAGACGUUUUCCGUUCGUUCACACUUUGAAGUGGCUUCAGUGUCUCUGCGUUGUACUCAGUGGGUUUGUUCGUUAGCCUAAUUUUCAAGCAUGGGAGACGUCUCACCUGAACAGAAAAAGAAGUCUUCAGCAAAGGUUCUAACUACCUUGUUCCCAAGGAUCCCGAAAGUAACUACAGUGCUGCUUGAGUUCUUCAUCAAACGAGAAAGCAAGGUUUCCCUGUUCCGCGACCCCCUGUCACACUUCUGCCAGGAGCAGGUUGUUCUGGCCGCCCAAGACUGCUUGCAAAAGCUGAACCGGCAGGUCAUAACCUUCCAGGACAUCCGCGACAUGAUCGAGAACCUCAUCGGCCUUCACAGCUUGUGCAUGAAACGGGCUCCGGAGACAGCGAAAGAACUGGGUACCACGAUACGUAAGCUGACCAUCAUCAUUGGCGAGUUGGCGACUUCUCUAGAGAAGAUCUGCGAAGUGAGUGUCACCGACUGGAUGGCCAUCGGCGACAGCGUGGUCAGCAAGACCGAAAAGCUUAACCUGGAGAACAUUCCACCUUACACGACCUUCAUACCGAAGAUGAAGGAAUUUAAGCCACAAAAGCUUCUUGGUGCCGGCGGAUUUGGGGCGGUGUACAAAGCGGUGUACACACCGGCCAACUAUAUCUGCACCGUGAAGUUGGUGGCCAUGGACCGGUUCACACGGCACAAGCAGGCCUGCAUAGACAAGGUGGUCGCGUCCGUCAUACGUAGCCCGUUCCUGGUGAAGUACUACUGCUGCUUCUGCGCCAAGGCAAGCACACCCCGCAUUUCACGACUCAUACGUGACCAUGAUGGAGUACAUCUCGGGCGUGGACCUGAUGCGCGUGGUGACCAAGGCUACGUACCUGAAUAUCGACCACGUGCAGAUUGUCAUAGCACAGCUGAUUCUAGCACUGGAGCAUCUUCACCUACGAGGCUUCUUGCAUCGAGACGUGAAGGUAUCCAAAAUUGCAGCAUGCUCAUCGUUCCUGGCGGCCGGGUCAAGCUGAUCGACUUCGACACCAACAAGGUCUGCCUGGGCCACUUUUCAAAACGACUGGUAAAAGGAUACUUUGCCAGGACAGCGUUUGAAUUCCAUGACGGCGAGUCCGCGGGUACGAUCCCGUACAUGGCUCCCGAGAUUCUGAAACGGCGGCCGUACGGUAGGGCCUGCGAUUGGUGGUCAUCAGGCAUCGUAUUUUACAAGUUGAUGACCGGCAGAGUGCCUUUCAGAGGAAGGACAAAGCAGCUUCUACGGGACCGCAUCAUUGGAGCACCACUGAAAUGGCCCAAGACUGAGGAGCACCCGCAUUCCGCAACGCCGGAGGCCAAGGACAUGGUUUUCAAGCUUCUGCGAAAAAACCCGAUAGAGCGACUCGCGUCUCGGCAUUAUCAGGACCUCAAAAACCACCCAUUCUUCAGCGGCUUCAACUGGAAGGCGUUAAGCGCAAACAAAUUUCUCUGCGACAUUCCGGCCAUUGCGGAAGCGAUGGGCGGUGCUAUCACCACUUUGUCCGCCGCCGACGACGGAGGCGGUCGUGAGGGCACCAAGAAGCCGAGGUCGUCCAAACCGCCCUCGAGAGGGGAGUCGCCGCCCGAUAGAAAAGAGGAGCAGCAGCUUUCCGCCGGGGCCACGACUAACACAAAGAAGCGGAAGCUGCAAAAGAUAGAAGACAUGAUCGACAUGGAGCCCGACCUUCAAAAGCCGCUCUACACGUACGCUUCGGCCAGCUUCAAGAAGCUCGUCAUCACGCUGAAAGCAAAAAAGGCCGUCGAAGUGGAUGACAAUUUCAUGAACACGUCAGGAAUGGAAUCCUCUGAAAUUGAUUACAGGAAAGUUUCAGUGGGUGACAGUAUGAUUGGAGCUGGCGCAAUGUCCGGAAUGAGUGAAACACAAACGGCACGGUCAUCAGAGAAGCUCGAUGUCAUUCUUUUUCGGAGAAGGAGCCUUGGAAAGUUCUGGAGCUUCGGUGUUAACCUUGAAAGAGUCAGAGGCGAAGGAGACAAGUUCUAUUAUAUGGUCGAGAGCGUGAAGCGCGGCAGCCCCGCCCAGCGGUCGCAGCUGCUCCAGGGGGACGUGGUGGUAGCUGUCAAUGGAACGUCCAUCGGCAAGAUGCCCCUACCGCAGGUCAAGAAGCUGCUCAACUCGUCCGGCGACCAGGUCAUCAUCACUGUGCUCUCCUCGAGCGCAUUCCGCAUCCUGAACACGAGGAGAGACAUACAGGCCAUCCUCAGCUCGUGUCGUCGAGAAACCAUCGCGCUUCGAGCGGUGCGUGGAGGAUGCACGGGGAGCGGCAACGGUUACGGCUUCAAGACGAUGGAAGUGAAGACGUACAACGAGCAGCAGAAGAGUCACACCAGGUACCACAUUGUGCAGAAAGUGGGCAGCCUGAACGUGAACUCGCCUGGCAAAACCAUCUACCCGGGGGACAUCGUAACACACGUGGACGACAUACCUGUGGAGUCGUUCACGCAGACCAUGAUGAAGACGACGCUGACCAAGACCAAGGCCGAGGUGAAGAUCACCAUCGCGGCCAUCUCGCCGCUGCGCAAGCGGCGGCCUUCGUACACGCGCCUCCACGAGACCGUCAUGACGGACACCAAUGUCGAGACACCUUCGUCAGACGCCUUUGUCAACGAGGGCAAAACAGAAUGACUCUGUCGCGCCCUCACGUCAUCUGUACAUUCUGCUCAUUACACUGUUUAUUACCAUCA
Molecule: messenger RNA, 2829 nt
Organism: Dermacentor albipictus
Lineage: Eukaryota; Metazoa; Arthropoda; Arachnida; Ixodida; Ixodidae
Source: RefSeq, a predicted model, not a curated record